AUGUCUAACUACGACGAAGGGUCGUCAAACGAGCGAUACGACGUGACCCCGAUUUUGCAGUCGCGCUACUUUAUUCUCCCCGCUUCCGCAGCUUUCGUGGGGGUAUUCAUCGGGGCAGUGCGUGGAUCUCGCCUUGCAUCACUCCGUUUUCUCGCCGAAAAUGCACACCGGCCACCAAAGACAAUUCGUGGAUGGUAUCUAUACAGUAAAACAAAAAAUUACAAAAGAAUGGCUGCCGGACUGAAAUCUGGUGGUAAGGACGCGGCUAAACUCGGAGUAACCGGACUUGUCUGGGUCGGAAUCGAAGACGGAUUGGGGCGGUGUGGGACGCCCUGGGAUGAUUUGAAAGAGCUUGGAGCUGGAGUGGGGACUGCAGGGGUGUUCUCGGGUGUGUACCGAUUACCGUGGCGUACUGGGAGUCGUGCAUUAUUGCUUGGAUCUAUGAUUGGUGGUGGAAUGGGGUUUCUGCGCUGGGCCAGGGAAUACUUGCGAAGAGCUGUUGAGGAGGGUCGAGACGACGGCGACGGUCUGGACCCUUGA
Molecule: messenger RNA, 540 nt
Organism: Suillus clintonianus
Lineage: Eukaryota; Fungi; Basidiomycota; Agaricomycetes; Boletales; Suillaceae
Exons: 2
Coding region: 1-540 (179 amino acids)
Source: RefSeq, a predicted model, not a curated record